UGAUGAUUAGUAACGGUGCUAUACGUGCCUAGAUCUAUUCAGCGAGGAGCUAACUAGAUUGACGCCAAGUGAAGUGAUCGAUGGAGAUUCACGAGGAGUGCUUCCAUAUCACCUACUGAACUCCCUACUCCCCAUCAUCGCGGAUCCAGUCAGUGCCGCACACGCUCUCUCUUGGUCUGUCGGCCAUGAUGCCAGCGGUUGCAAGAACACUUCAGACGACCCCCUUUUCGAGUCCGCACUCAUAGUGUCUUCUCUCUCAUUUGUUCCUCUUUCUCUCACUGGUUGUGAUUAUUUCAAACCUUAUCUGAAAAGUUUGGCACGUGUCCCUUCCUUAUCGUUCUUUUCUGUCUCACUACUUGUCUCGGAGAGCGAUCCUUGGGGGCCUCCGCUCGAAAGCCAAUUCAGCCGCAAUGCCAGGGUUACCGGCUAGCAUCGACCUGGACGAGUGCAUCGAGCGGCUCUAUAGGAAAGAGUUGUUGGCAGAUACCGUGAUUGAAGCAAUAUGCGCCAAGGCUAAAGAGCUGCUGAUGAAGGAGAGCAAUGUGGUGCAUAUCAGAGCUCCGGUCACUGUUGUCGGAGAUAUCCACGGGCAGUUCUUCGACAUGAUUGAGAUCUUUAAGAUCGGGGGGUUUUGUCCCAACACGAAUUAUCUGUUUCUGGGGGACUACGUCGAUCGCGGUCUGUUCAGCGUCGAGACGAUAUCCCUUCUCGUUUGCCUGAAGCUACGAUACCCCCAACGCGUUCAUCUCAUUCGUGGUAACCACGAAUCACGCGGUGUCACCCAGUCCUACGGCUUCUACACAGAGUGCGCGCGGAAAUACGGCAACGCCAAUGUGUGGCACUACUUCACCGACAUGUUUGACUUUCUCACCCUGAGCGUGGUUAUCAACGAUCAGAUUUUCUGCGUGCACGGUGGCCUUUCCCCCUCGAUCCACUCGAUAGACCAGAUCAAGAUUAUUGAUCGAUUUCGCGAGAUCCCUCACGAGGGUCCCAUGGCCGAUCUGGUCUGGUCCGACCCCGACACCGAACGCGACGAGUUCUCGCUAUCGCCGAGAGGAGCAGGGUACACAUUCGGUGCACAGGUCGUUCGGAAAUUCCUCGAGGUGAAUAGCAUGUCGCAUAUUUUGCGAGCGCAUCAGCUGUGCCAGGAAGGGUAUCAGGUUCUCUAUGACGACCGUCUGAGUACGGUGUGGAGUGCGCCCAACUAUUGCUACCGGUGCGGGAAUCUCGCCAGUGUUCUUGAAGUAAGUGACACGGGGGAGAGAUACUUCAACAUCUUCGAUGCCGCGCCGGAGAACGAUAUCCACCGCGGAGAACAACAAGCGCAACAGAACAAGGACGGCCAGAACCCGGUGAUUGAUUACUUUUUGUGAUACCCUUUUAUUUCUGUAUUAGUUUCUUCUUUUGCAUGCAGUGCUUCCCGAUGCAAAGCUUGGAGUCUGGCACCCGAAAGAGCAUUUAGAGAUGGCAAGGAUAGAAUGUAACAAGAUGUUUCAAAUGAGGCAUAUACCAAAUAUAGAAUCAAUUGUC
Messenger RNA from Aspergillus novofumigatus IBT 16806, 1530 nucleotides. RefSeq names its product serine/threonine-protein phosphatase. Gene Ontology annotation, cellular component: FAR/SIP/STRIPAK complex. The record is from RefSeq and is a predicted model, not a curated record. Lineage: Eukaryota; Fungi; Ascomycota; Eurotiomycetes; Eurotiales; Aspergillaceae. The transcript has 3 exons. The coding region runs from base 411 to 1373 and encodes 320 amino acids. Gene Ontology annotation, molecular function: protein serine/threonine phosphatase activity. Gene Ontology annotation, biological process: peptidyl-serine dephosphorylation.